Messenger RNA from Effrenium voratum, 860 nucleotides. Lineage: Eukaryota; Dinophyceae; Suessiales; Symbiodiniaceae. The record is from the annotation of a GenBank genome assembly.
GGCCGAUCGGAACUCAACGCCUUCCACCUGGGCGCUGUGCUGGGCGGCAUUGGCCGAUCCAAUUGGCGCCAAACCUUUCGCCUGCUGCAGCUGGCCAUGGACCACACCCUGGAGGUGGACACCGUGGGUUUCAACGCCAUCCUCGCGUCCCGCCCCGUGGACGGUUCCGGCGGUUCGAGCUGGGGCCGUGCGGUGCAGGUGCUGCAGUGCAUGGGGCGCCAGGAGAGGUGGAAUCCAAUCUGGUGAGCUGCAAUACGCUCAUCUCCUCUUGUGAGGAGCUCUUCUAUGUCGCCAACAUUCUGGAUUACGGGCGAAUCCUCACGCUCUACUGGGCGGUGCAGGCCUCCGACGGCCAGACCUUCGCCUUGUGGUACUCCGUGAGCUACCUCUUGGAUUGUGUAGAUGGCUAUGCAGCGCGGGCCUUGAAUCAAGAAUCCCGGCUCGGCUACUACUUAGAUAUGGUCAUCGACCGCGUGUCCUCGUGCCUAUGUCUCCACUUCGCUGCACAGGCGGUCAUUGAAGGCAACACCUUCAUCGGCGAGACCUUGGCGCCUUUGGUUGCCUGGACCUUGCGGCUCUUGAUUGUCAUCGUCGAGAUUCUCGCCCACACAUCCGUGAUGUACCUCUCAGAGGUACUGGGCGUGCACCAGAAACAGAUGGGGUACGAGUACGCCAUCGUUCGGACGUACCUCAGUGACAAGCGCUGCCUCUUUUGGUCCUGCCUCAGUUUCGAGCUGUUCGGACUCAGCAUCAUCGUGAACUCCAUGCCGGGCGUGAUGAUCGCACUGCCCGGAUUUGCUUUUCGAGCGGCCGCCAAUAUUUGCCGCCUCAUGUCGAUCCUUGCGAGGAAGAACAGUUAA